ACAGCUGAGAAAGUUAUGCUGAUAAUCAGAUUCCAGUUUGCAGAAAAAUAUGGACCCGUCUACUCUCUUUAUUUGGGAACCAAACCCAUAGUCUUAAUUCACGGAUUUCCUCUAGUGAAAGAAGUCCUCGUGAUAAAAGGGACAGAAUUUGCUGGGAGACCAGUCUAUUACAUUAUUGAUUUAAUCACUAAGACAAAAGGCAUAAUCACACAGUCUUAUGGUGAAGUGUGGAAGGAGCAAAAGAGGUUUUCACUGAGGCUGUUCAGAAACUUUGGCGUGGGGAAAAAUCUGAUGGAGGAAAGGAUCCUGGAGGAAGCAUCGUAUUUGACUCAGGCUUUUACGGAGAAUAUGAGUAAGCUUUCCCGGGAGAGGGUGGGAUGGUUGGGAAUUGUCCUUUUGUAUUCUGUAAUUCAAAUCCAGAAAGCAAAUGCCGUCAUUCAUGAAAUCCAACGCAUAUCAAGUGUACUUCCACUGGGACUUCCUCAUAAAACUAUUAAUGAUGUGCAACUUCUUGGAUACAAAAUUCCCAAGGACACUAUGAUUUUGGUCAACAUCCAGUCUGCCCAUUGUGAUGAAUCCCAGUGGAAGUUUCCCAAUGAGUUCAAUCCCUCCAACUUCCUAAAUGAAGAGGGGGAAUUUGUGAAGCCAGAAGCCUUUUUGGCAUUUUCAGCAGGACCGAGAUUCUGCUUAGGGGAAAUCCUGGCACGGAUGGAGCUCUUCCUCCUUUUCACCAGCAUUGUCAGGAACUUCCAGCUAUCCUGGCCAGAUAAAUCCCAAGCACCAGAUUUGACACCAUACUUUGCGAUUACACAAUCCCCAUCCCGCUUUAAGGUGUUGCUGAAAUGUCGCCAGCCAAGUGGGUAGAUUGAAGUGAUGAUCUGCAAGAUAACCCAUUCAAGACAACCUCUCCAACAGCUGGAGAAAUUCACCACAAGAU
Thamnophis elegans (Western terrestrial garter snake) is the source of this 937-nucleotide messenger RNA. RefSeq names its product cytochrome P450 2J2-like. The coding region runs from base 16 to 864 and encodes 282 amino acids. Gene Ontology annotation, biological process: xenobiotic metabolic process. Gene Ontology annotation, cellular component: intracellular membrane-bounded organelle; cytoplasm. The transcript is spliced from 7 exons. Gene Ontology annotation, molecular function: iron ion binding; oxidoreductase activity, acting on paired donors, with incorporation or reduction of molecular oxygen, reduced flavin or flavoprotein as one donor, and incorporation of one atom of oxygen; heme binding. NCBI's taxonomy places the organism in Eukaryota, Metazoa, Chordata, Lepidosauria, Squamata, Natricidae. The record is from RefSeq and is a predicted model, not a curated record.